Messenger RNA from Gryllus bimaculatus (two-spotted cricket), 1976 nucleotides. The record is from the annotation of a GenBank genome assembly. Lineage: Eukaryota; Metazoa; Arthropoda; Insecta; Orthoptera; Gryllidae.
GUAUAUUUAUAACACGAAGGAUCGGAUGCUACGGGUACCAUCUUUUCACGUACGUUGCCACCAUGGUGGAAAUCACGCAACAAUGCUCAAUUCGUUUUUUACAUAUGGUGGAAUAAUUUCGUAUGUGCAUAGAGUAGAGAUAUACCUCUCCUCGUACACCUCGUUCGGAGAGACGAUUUCGGUUCUCAUGAACCGGUUCUGAACGAACUGCGAACAAUCGUGGACUGAUCGUGGCUGUCAUAGUCAUUGCAAUUCUGACCAAUUAUGACCCCGUUCUGAGCUGACUGUUAACCACCUAAUAACUUGGAAUAGGAUUGGAAAUUGUGUUCUUGGCUCGUAAAUUGAGAGUUCAAGAAUUAGGGGCUCGAGAAAAUCUACCUCUGCUAUUUUCGAAGGAAUGAGUUGGUCAGAUGCUCGAGAUCUCCUUAGGCUUUGGAGAGAAGAUAACGAACGGAAGAGUCAGGAUGUAGUUAAUUUGUGGGAGACUAUUUUGAGCAAAAAUAUCUUCAAAUUAGGUGAUGAAAGGCUCCUUGUGCUUGAACAGGUGUGUCUUGCCUCUUUAGACACUAAUCGCCUUGAUAUAGCUGAUAAAUGCUUGCAAUCUCUUGCUGCAGAAUUUCCCAGUAGUUUACGUGUUCGUAAACUUCAAGCACUGAAACUCGAAACAUUAGAAAAAUAUGAUGAAGCUCUGGAGCUUCUAGACUCCAUUAUCAAGAGAGAUGAGACAAAUGCAGCACCUAGGAAACGCAGAGUGGCCAUCCUGAGAGCAAAGGGGAAGCAUUCUGAAGCAAUCAAGGAACUGACAGAUUAUUUAAAAAAAUUUAUGAGUGAUCAAGAAGGAUGGCAAGAAUUAUGUGAUUUAUAUCUGUUGGAACAAGACUAUGCUCGUGCUGCAUUUUGCAUGGAAGAAUUGAUAUUGCACAAUCCACAUAAUCAUCUAAUUCAUCAGCGAUAUGCAGAUAUUAGAUACACUCAGGGAGGAUUUGAAAAUAUUGAGCUGGCCAGAGCUCACUACAGUUUGGCAUUCAAAUUAAAUCCAAGCAGCAUUAGAGCUCUUUAUGGUAUUUUCUUGUGUGCUACUAAUAUUGCGGUUUCUCCUAAAGCCACAUCUCCAAAAAGAAAAGAAGCAACAAAAUUGGCAAAUUGGGUUAUAAAAGAACUUAGUAAGCGACAAGAAAGACAGAACGUUGAAGACUCUCAAGUGGCAGCUCUGGAAGGUUUGAUUAGUUCCAUACAGUUGGCUGCAUCUGCAUAAUUCAUUGGACCUUGUAAUUAUUUGUGUUUACCACAAGCGGUGUAUUCAAAAUAUUUUAUGUUGUUUUCGUGUCAAGUUACAAAUUAUAUUGUUUCCUUGUAUGUUGUUCUGUUUGUGUAAAUUAAAUUUAAAAAUUGGUUUUUAAAUGAUGAACAAACAUGUUGAAGUCUCAUUACUUCACCUAUCAUAAAUUUCCUAGGUGAAAAGCGUUAAAAUGCAGAAAAUCUCUCAUCUGAAUCGGUCCAGUAUUUUAAGAAAAGAGAUUGAUUAAAGCUUCAUUUUUCCAGGUCUUUGGCCUUAUAAGAAUUACCUUAAAUAUGCAUAAUAUAUAAUCAAACACUUUAACACACUAUUUGAUAAUUAUUGGGUGAAAUAUUGUGAACCUUUGUUGUUCUAAAUAUUUAUGAACUUAGUAAAUGUGUACCAAUUAUGAAAAAAUCCCAUUUUGUCACAAAUGCAAAAAACAAAAUUUGAUGUUCAUAUUAAACAUAUAACAAUGCAACAUAAGUUUUUCAGAAUGGCUGCUCAUAACCUUGGAUUACCUGAUCCCUUUGUGGAUCAUAAUUUUGAGACGAUUUCCUCAAUGAUGAGGAUCUCAUCAUUGAAAUCGUUGAAAGAAUUCAAUGACAUUGAAUUUAUUAUUAAUUGGUCAACUGUAAUAUUACUAGCCCUUAAUUAUUGGAAGAAUUGAUAAAUAAAUGCUCUUUUUUAUGAACUGAAA